Messenger RNA from Seriola dumerili (greater amberjack), 1798 nucleotides. It is a transcript of the gene isg20, whose product is annotated as apoptosis-enhancing nuclease-like. Gene Ontology annotation, cellular component: nucleus. Gene Ontology annotation, molecular function: 3'-5'-RNA exonuclease activity; nucleic acid binding. The record is from RefSeq and is a predicted model, not a curated record. The transcript has 4 exons. Bases 81 to 1139 code for a protein of 352 amino acids. Lineage: Eukaryota; Metazoa; Chordata; Actinopteri; Carangiformes; Carangidae.
GAGCAGACUUGCCCAGACUUGUUCAGGCAGUACACGUGCAGCUCCAGAGGAAAUGACUUCAAGGCCAGUUUCAUUGAUUGAUGAUGGCAGAGGAAUCAAAAAAGAAUAAAGCCUCCUCAUGGGGGCUUCUCAACAACUACCAAUAUUUGUGCAAAAAAGCCACGAUGCUUAACGCCAUGGAGAACACAAGAGCAAAGAAGAAAUGUCAUCAGAAGAUAAUAAUUGCCAGCAUGAAGAGGAAACGAACAGACAACCACUACAAACCACUGGAUACAAGUAAACUGGUCAAAAAAACUAAAUCGAGCAAUACACUGCAGGAAAGUCAAAACAGUUUGAGCUCUGAGGACAAGUGCACAGAUGCAUCUAAACCUGGAGACUCUGUGUUUGUGCCUAAAGCCUGUGACCACCACAGUCUAGUCACAGCCCUAAGAGACAGUUGGGAGGUGGACAGCGGCUUCUCCUCUGAGGCCAGUCCUCCAGCCAGUGGUCGGAGCUCACCGUGCCUCAGCUUGUGCUCGACCAUGGUGGUGGCUUUAGAUUGUGAGAUGGUGGGGACUGGGCCUGGCGGGCGCUGCAGUGAGUUGGCCCGCUGCAGCAUCCUGGACUAUCAUGGCAAUGUCCUGUAUGAUAAAUAUGUCCAACCGUGUCAGCCUGUCACAGACUACAGGACCCGCUGGAGUGGCAUCCGGAGUUAUCAUCUGCACAAUGCCCAACCCUUCGCUCAGGCCAGGGAGGAGAUCCUCAGUAUACUUGAGGGCAAAGUGGUCGUGGGCCACUCUGUCUACAACGACUUUGAGGUACUGGACAUACUCCAUCCAUGUCACAUGGUCAGAGACACUUGCACAGCGCGUCUCCUCAGCCGUUUGGCCGGCUUCCCUCGUGAGCGCUGCCUUUCCCUCAAAAUCUUGGCCAGUAAGCUGCUGAACAGGAGGAUACAGGUCGGGAAGAGAGGUCACUGUUCGGUGGAGGACGCUCAGGCUGCCCUCGACCUCUACAAGCUGGUGGAGGGUGAGUGGGAACAGGAGCUGCAGAACAAGCUGAGGGAUGACAACGCUCCACACAAGCCCAGCUUCGCCUCCUCAAACCACUACAUGCAGGACGAGUACUGGCCCGAUGAUGUUACAGCUGACAGCCAAUGAGAGGAGAGUAUUCAUGAGACAUUUAGUGGGAAACGCCUCAAAAAGUCCCUGUUGGAUGGUGAUGUUCUUAGUCAUCAGAGCAGAUUCAGAUAACUAUAAAUAAUGUGAAUGAAAGAUAAUAGCAUUUAAGCGUGAGGAACCAAAACUAAACUAAAACUCUUCAUUGUCUCAUAUGAGAAGAUGUACUGUAUCACCUUAGGGAAAGUGAAUUUACUGCUUGAAUGAAAACACUUGUUAACUUAUUACUUUUAAACAUGUUAAACAUGAUUGAUGUUCCUAACGGCAUAUUUUUGCUGUGGUUCCAGAUAUUUGCUUGCUGAGUUGAUGGUAAUCAAGUCAGUUGUCACAGAUUUGAUUAUGUUUAUAGCAUGAAAAGUGUUGGGUCUCUAAUAGGUUCUAACUUGUGCGCAGAGUGUGGAGUUUUCUAACAGUCUGUGCUCUUACUUGAAUGUUUAAAUGUAACUGUUAAUAGGACAUAAGACUAAUCCUAGGUCACAGAUACAGCUGUUUUGGAAAACAACUGUAUUUUUCAGUUGAAAAACCUCCAUGUAUAUGUGGCCUUCAGUAUUUUAUAAACAAUUGUAACUGGUAUUUCAUUACCUCACAUUGCAAGCUGCUCCUAAAAUGUUCUAAUAAAAUGGCAUCAUGUCAAAAUAAAA